GACGUCAUUGCGUCAGCUGCAUUCAAAGAGGGAUACGAUUUUGUCAGGGUAAAUUGUAUUUGCUCCAUAACAACUCGGCUAGUAAUCAUGACGAACCAACUUUGUAAGCUGUUUGUCGGUGGAUUGAACGUCGAGACUACAGACGAUGGACUUCGGCAACAUUUCGAGCAGUACGGCCAGUUAACCGACUGCGUAGUGGUUCAGAACCAGCAGCUACAAAGGUCCCGGUGCUUCGGCUUUGUAACCUACUCAAGCGCGGAGGAGGCCGAUGCAGCCAUGGCCGCCAGGCCACAUGUCGUCGAUGGUACCAACGUGGAGUUAAAAAGGGCAGUUGCACGGGAAGAUGCCGGUAGGCCAGAGGCACUCGCCAAAGUUAAAAAAAUAUUUAUCGGUGGGUUGAAAGACGACAUAGAAGACGACCAUUUGAAUGAUUAUUUCUCUCAAUUCGGGGUAAUUGAGAAGGCCGAAGUAAUCAGUGACAAACAGACUCUCAAAAAAAGAGGAUUUGGCUUUGUCUAUUUUGAAGAUAAUGACUCUGCCGACAAAGCAGUGGUGCUGAAGUUCCACACAAUCAAUGGGCACAAAGUGGAGGUGAAGAAGGCCCUCACCAAGCAAGAGAUGCAGUCAGCCGGUGGUCGGGGAGGAAGAGGCGGGCGAGGAAUGAGAGGGUCUCAAAAUGGCUACGACGGCGGAAGAGGUGGCGGCUACGGCAACUAUGGCGGUAAUUAUGGAGGAAAUGGCGGCUACGGUGGCGGCUACGGCAAUGGAGGUGGUUACGGUAACCAAGGGGGAUACGGAGGAGGUUAUGGAGAUCAAAUGGGGAGCAGUUAUGGUGGGAACGGUUAUAAUGACUUUGGCGAAGAUUACGGACAGCAGUCCUCCGGCUAUGGUGCAAUGAAAGGUGGUAAUUAUUCAGGCAGGAGCGCAGCACCGUACUCCCGUGGAGGCGCCAGUGGUUAUGGCAGGGGUGGAUAUGGUGGUUAUUAGACACCGUUGGCCACAUUUCAUUUGACCCAAUAAUUUGAAAUGUUCUGAUUUUCUGAUUCAAUGACCUGCAUUUACACACGGGUCAGAGUUGCCCAUUUCUUUGUUGCUACUAUUUUAUUAAAGUACUCGUGCCCCUCGCCCACCCUGAUGUACCCUCCCCCUCCACCCGGACUACACCAUUGCCCCUAGGCGGCGCUACUAAAGACAUGAUGGACACAUUAUUACCAAUUCAACUUUCUGACUUGUGAAUGUAGUGUAGUGAUUCCCUUUCAAUAUUUUUUAAAUUUAAUUGUAGUUAACGUCGCUGCUUCCAAGACUUUGGUAUGAUACUGUAUGUCAUUAGUGCCAGCCAGGUUAAUAACAAGACAUAUUGCUUUAGCAACAUGAAACUCAGGGGUAUUAAUGGAUUUGAAAGCAGUCUUAGUGUAUGCUUGUGUUUUUAAGAUAAUAAUAUUUCGUGUCAAAGUAUUAAGUACUUAUGGUUAUUGUAUUAUUAUACUUUUUUUAUUUUUAUGGUUACCUCCAAAUGCUUUUCUCCAUCCAAGAUGUGCUGUUCAAUACCUUGCAAAGCAAUGCAGUUUUGUGGAAUGUUACUUAAAUAUUAGUUGGCUAUUGAGCCUAACUCUCUUGGCUGUAUUAAAGUUUUUAAUGUUUGAAAGCAA
This is a messenger RNA of Oncorhynchus nerka (sockeye salmon), 1649 nucleotides long. Its product is annotated as heterogeneous nuclear ribonucleoprotein A0-like. Gene Ontology annotation, molecular function: mRNA 3'-UTR binding. The transcript has a single exon. The record is from RefSeq and is a predicted model, not a curated record. Gene Ontology annotation, biological process: mRNA splicing, via spliceosome. The coding region runs from base 88 to 987 and encodes 299 amino acids. Gene Ontology annotation, cellular component: catalytic step 2 spliceosome. Lineage: Eukaryota; Metazoa; Chordata; Actinopteri; Salmoniformes; Salmonidae.